Molecule: messenger RNA, 1580 nt
Organism: Micromonas pusilla CCMP1545
Lineage: Eukaryota; Viridiplantae; Chlorophyta; Mamiellophyceae; Mamiellales; Mamiellaceae
Exons: 1
Coding region: 1-1569 (522 amino acids)
Molecular function (GO): acyltransferase activity, transferring groups other than amino-acyl groups
Source: RefSeq, a predicted model, not a curated record
AUGGCCUACGCGUCCGGACGGUCGCUUCCGUACGACGCCGGGCACUUCCACGCGUGCGUGCACACCCCCGAGGCGUCGUAUUACCUCCUGAGCUGGCACCUGAACGCGAAGGAGAUCCCGGUCGCGGAGCUCGGCCUGUGCCUCCCGAGCGCGUGCGCGAAGUCGGACGUGGAGGCGCUCGUGGGCGCGGGGCGCGGCGGCGGCGACGCGAGGGCGACCGCGGAGAAAGCGGACGCGGCGAUCGCGAACGCGGAGAACGCGUCGCGGCCGUUCGGAAGCGGGUACUGCGCCGCCGCGGGGAAGGACGCGAACGCCGCGGCGAGGUGCAGGGAGUACCGCGCGAUCAUGGCCGCGAUGGACGCCGCGGACGAGAUCGCGAAGGAGAUGGCGGAGGGCGGGAAAGGCGUCGGCGGCGGCGGCGGCGGCGGCGGUGGCGGCGGCGGCGGCGGCGUGAGAGGCUGGUACGGCGCCGGCGCCGGCGUGUCGAGCGUGUGGCUCGUCGUGACGUCGCACGUCGAGGACAGGGUCGGGUUCGUCAGAAACGCGACGUCCGGGUGGGCGUGCUUCGCGCUCGCGUGCGUCAUCGCGUUGUUCGUCGUCGUCGUCGUCGCGACCGCGCUCGACGCCUCGGGCUUCGCGUCGAGGGAGAGACGCCGCGGCGGCGGCGGCGGCGGCGUCGAGGAGCCGCUUCUGAGCGGACGCGGCGACGACGAGGAGGGCCUCGGCGAGGGCUUGAGCGACAUCAGCGACGACGAUCCGACCGCGGCCGCGACCGCGACGCGCGUCGAACGGCUGACCGCGACGCUCGAGAGAGUCGCGGCGUCGACGAACUUUUUGUCGUUGCUGCGGACGUUUCCGAAACUAAUCGCCGCGCCGUCGCGGCCCGGGCCGACGGAUUGCCUCAACGGCAUGCGCGUUCUGUCCAUGGUCUGGAUCAUCGUCGGUCACACGAUGAUGAUGCCGACGCCGUUGAACGGGUGGGAUAACCCGGAGGACCUCAUCGCGCGGUGGGGCGCGCGGGGGGCGGCGUGGUUCCAGGUCGUCGUCGGCGGCGAGAUCGCGGUCGACACUUUUUUCUUCCUCAGCGGGUUCCUCAUCGCGUACUUGGGCGUCAGAGACUUGGAGAAGCGCGCGGGGUCGAUACCCGUCGGCGGAAUGAUCGCACACAGGUGGUUGCGGAUAACCCCCGCGUUCGCGUUCGCGCUCGUCGUGUACUCGCAGAUCGCGUCUCGAAUCGGGGACGGGCCGUUUUUCGUUCGAUAUCAACGAAGCGUGUUUCGACGCUGCGACAAGUUAUGGUGGUCCGAGCUGCUGUACCUUCACAACUUCAUCCCGUUCGACUCGGACGACGUGUGCAUGGGGUGGUCGUGGUACCUCGGGAACGACUUCAUCUUCUACCUGUUCUCGCCGUUCGUACUGCUGUUGCACCACCACAGAAGACGCGUCAUGUGGGCGGCGAUCGCGUUGACGUCGAUCGCGUCGUGCGCGCUGACGGUGCGUCCACCCGACCCGACCCGACCCACGCUCGCCUCGGCCGCCGACGCCGCGCGCGAUGAUUAUAAAAAAUAACUUGAUCUUAU